AGUCAGACUUUCUUGGCGUGGGGAGCAAGUACUGAAUUGGUGACAGACAGGUAAGCAAUUAUCGGAGAUGCUGGUUUGGAUCAACUCUUUGUAUGUUACGUAGUUAAGGCUAUAAAUCAGGGUUGCAGUCAUAUUUUCAGUUCACCGGAACUGUUUGGUUAUCCAGUUGCUUGAGCCAGCAGAAGUUGAAGCUAUGGAUGUCUCGGGAGGGAAUUUUACGACAACUACUCUAGUGACUGAAGGUGAAUUAGCCACGGAUCCCAUAAAUGGCAAUGCAAAUGACCAACCCUAUAUUGUCAAGCCAUGUGAAGAUCCAGAUUCAAGAUUCAGAAUAGAAGAGGCUGAGAUCCUGAUAAGAAGUCUAAAUGAGAGAAGGCUUGAGGUAGACAAAAAAAUAGCCGAAAGAAGGUCGGAUCGAGAAUACAUAAUCUCAAGGUUGAAAAUCCUACAUGAAAGAGAAAAGAGAUUGGAAUACGACAUGGUUUUGAGGAAGAAACAGCAGGGACAUUUACAGGCAGCUCUAGACAAGCUGAGUUUCACAAACAGCGCGUACCAGGAUCGAGAGAUAAAUUCAUGCUUAGUUGCUGAUGACAUCAAUUGUCGUAACCUGAAUUUCAAACUGCUACAUGGAAGCAAGAAUCUGGCUGCAGAGAAAAAACUUCUGAGAGAGAUCAAGGCAAGUGAGAAGGGUAAGACUGUCAGUUUGUGGUCAUCACUGAAAGAGAUCGAUAGUUCUAUUUGUCCAUUGAAUUACCAAUUGCUACGCGGUUGCUACAAUGCCAGCACAGUCGGAGAUAAGAGUAUACUGAAAGAGAUUCAACAUCUUGAAAUCGCCAAGGAGAAAGCUAUUGCUAAUGCUACUGUCAAGGGAAAGAUAUGGAAUUCACUAGGUACAAAAAAAGCCUUGCAAGAGGAAAUCAAAUUUCAUGCUAAGGAACUGGUGGAUUUAAGGAAGCAACAUUUGUUUUUGAAAGCUAGCAUUAAGGAAGUUGAGGAAAAAUUGCCGGCAGUAGAAAAACGUAUAAUCUCCUUAGAGCGGCAACUGGCACAUCUGCGCAGGCAAAAGGAUGAAGCAUACGAACACCUGAUAAAUCAUGCAGAUUGAGCAGAAUCCAGGGAAUCACUCGACAAAAUCAGUAUUUGAAAUAAUUGUGUUUGCUAAGGCAGUGAGAUUUAGUAGUUCUUUUCUUUCUUUCUUUCUUUGUGGGGGUUAUGUUUUCUCAUUUGUGGUGUGGGAUUGCUCGAGGAUAGGGUUCAGGUCACAGGCUUUGUACCAUAUUCUUCUCAACUAUAUACAAGUUAUGAAAGCAGGUUGAUGAAUAAUAUAGCAUUGCAGAGAUUUCUGUCAAA
Molecule: messenger RNA, 1350 nt
Organism: Populus trichocarpa (black cottonwood)
Lineage: Eukaryota; Viridiplantae; Streptophyta; Magnoliopsida; Malpighiales; Salicaceae
Exons: 6
Coding region: 194-1105 (303 amino acids)
Source: RefSeq, a predicted model, not a curated record